Molecule: messenger RNA, 594 nt
Organism: Didymodactylos carnosus
Lineage: Eukaryota; Metazoa; Rotifera; Eurotatoria; Philodinida; Philodinidae
Source: the annotation of a GenBank genome assembly
AUGAAUUUGGUAUUUUCGGCCUUAGAUACAAUACAACGAAUUACAUUAGUUUUGUUUCUAUUAUUAGCAAUACAAUGUUUUCUCGGUAUUGGAUUAGGAAUUGGUUACUUAGUAGAAUCACCAUUAUAUAACACAAUAAUUGGUUUAAAUCAAGCAUUCAAUAGACAAACAUAUUUUUCAAUAUAUGCGGCUCAUUUGUUAUUGAUUAUUAGUAGUGGUCUUGUGGCAGUUCCAAUUGUUCUUGGUAUAUUGGGUAUAGUUCAGCGUCGUUGGCGUUUUCUCAUGACUUGUUUAGCCUUUCUAUCGUUGUAUAUGGCUGCUCUAUCUGGUAGUGUGGCAUGUGGUUUUGCUAUUUAUGAUCAAUUGGAUCCAACUCUAAAACAAGAUAGUACACAAACAAAUGCUCAAAUAUGGACAAAUAUUCAAACAACUUAUAAUUGUACACGUACAAAUUGUAUACAAGUACUCGAAACAGCCAUGUAUGCAAAUAAACAACGUAUCGGUAUUAUAAGUAGCUGUUUUUUACUCGUACCACUAUUAACAAGUAUUAUGAUUAUAUUACAUAUGAGAAGAGAUUUACUUUAUUUUAAAUAA